Molecule: messenger RNA, 1348 nt
Organism: Bursaphelenchus xylophilus (pine wood nematode)
Lineage: Eukaryota; Metazoa; Nematoda; Chromadorea; Rhabditida; Aphelenchoididae
Source: the annotation of a GenBank genome assembly
AUGUCCGCCGAAGUUGAAAAUGUUGCUCCAGUCAACGGAAAGGGCGAUGAGAAGCCGGAAAAGUAAGUUUCUUGUGUUUUAUUUCAAGUUUAAUUUUUUCACGGUCUGAAUUAAUUAUUUCAGCAAGGAAAAGCAGCUUGGUACCCUUCUGGCUGAAGGAAAGAAGCUUUUGAUCGCUGGAAAUGUCGAUUUGGCCAUUGACAAGCUCUCGGAUGCAGCUCUUCUUGGGUAAGAUAAAGUUUCAAUUUUUAUGUUCUGAUUUUAGAAGCACAGUGUACGGAGAGCUCGGACGUGAGAUGUAUGAGGUCUACAUGAGCUAUGGAAGGGCCCAGUUGGAAAGUUGCAACGAGAUGGCCACCGUGGUAAAUACCAAGGUUGACGAUGAAGCUGAUUCCACGGAUGAUGAGGAGGAUGGCGAAGGAGAAGAGAACGGCGAAAAGAAGGAGGAAAAUGGCGAGGAGAAGAAGGAAGCGACAGAAGAAAAGAAAGAGGGCGAAGAAAAGAAAGAUGACGAAGAAAAUGAAGAGGGAGAAGAAAAAGAAGGUAAUGAAGAAGCACAGGCAGAAGAUACAGCCUCAGUAAAAGAUGGAGAAGCCCCUGUGGAUGACGCUUUGACUGAUAUGAUCCGUUCAGCCUGGGAUCUCUUUGAAUUGGCCAAGAAGAUCGCUCAAAAAGAAGUGGAUACUCAAGAAGAUCAAGAAAAGAAGGUUUGGAUCAGACGUCUUGCCGAUGCCAGUGUUGGAAUUGGGCAGCUAAUGAUCAUCGACGAGCAAUAUGAUUUGGCACUUGAGGAGCUAAACAACGCCUUGACUGGAAAGAAAGAGGUUCUGGACGAGUUUGACCGAGAAAUCGCUGAAGUUCAAGCGGAAAUCGCUCGGGUGUUGUCUCUAAAAGAAGAAUUCAAACUUGCCAGUCAAUCCUAUCAGGAUGCCCUCAAUGUGAUCCAAAAAUCAAUUGGUACGUUUUUUCUUUCUUUUUUUGUUAAAAUUAUAGGUGGUUUUUCAACUUGUACAUAUUUUUGAUUGAGUCAGGUUUAACUUGUUAAAUUUCAGAGAAUUGUGAGUCCAAGAAGACGGAAGAGAACGCCAAGAUCAUCGAGAAGGAGAUCAACGACCUUGAGGAAAUCAGUCGAGACAUUCAGAACAACAUCAACGAACUCUCCGAUCAAGUUGCACUUGACCAAAAGAUCAAGGAUGAACUCAAAAAACGGAUCUUUGGUUCUGAACCCUUCCAACAAGUAGAAGCCAAAGAGGGCGAAGAAGUGAAUGACAUCACCGAAUUGGUCCGCAAACGCAAAAAGCAACCAGAAUCAGAGGAAGCCGACGAAAAACGCGCCAAAACUGAGUAA